Sphaeroforma arctica JP610 is the source of this 434-nucleotide messenger RNA. RefSeq lists its product as hypothetical. The annotation marks the transcript as partial. The transcript is spliced from 6 exons. NCBI's taxonomy places the organism in Eukaryota, Ichthyosporea, Ichthyophonida. The record is from RefSeq and is a predicted model, not a curated record.
AUGGGCUUAAACUUGUCGCAAUCUCUACGCUCCGCCGCUUUGCCGGUGGUAGUGUCGACCGAGGAUGCGGUGGAAGGACCAGGAGGCAUGCUACACCACCCAGGCUUCACGGCGGAUAUGAGCUCAACAAUGUCUCAAUCGAUCAAGUCCCAGUCGACGAUGGAUGAUCAGCAUUCGGUACAGUACAGCAUGGCAUCGUUUGAUCCGUCGGGGACACCGCACGAGACUGCGGACUCGGGUGGCAGGGACACUUCACAAAAGACAAGCAGUAGCGGCUCCAAGGGAAAAAGUAAGGCUAAGAAGAUAGACGAUGUCGAUCUGAUGAAGGCCCGGGCCAACUCCAACAUGUCCUUCGUGUACAUGAAGAUCCCUAAGGUGGGCGUGCGCCUGAGUUAUAGAGCCGGCGAUGGCGACAUUCUCUUCAAUCUGAACGA